AUGGUUACCAGAAUAUUUUCCCUUUCUCUUGGCGUUACCCUAACUUUUGCAAGUUCAUAUUGAAUCCUAGCAUGAGUCGGAUUAGAAAUUAAUACACUAGCUAUUUUACCUCUUAUAAGCCAAACUAUAUACUCCCGCCCUGUUGAAGCAGCUACAAAAUACUUCCUAGCCCAAGCUGCUGCCUCCGCAUUAAUCCUUUUUGCCAUCAUAUUUAACGCUUGAACCACGGGUGAAUGGUCAAUCAACACAACAUCGGACCCCACCGCAAUUAAUGUAGCUACCCUAGGACUCGCUAUGAAAUUAGGGGUCGCCCCCCUCCACAUUUGGUUGCCAGAGGUCUUGCAAGGUGUAACUUUAACCACUGGCCUGAUUCUAUCCACCUGACAAAAGUUAGCCCCAUUUGCCCUUUUAUCUCAAUUAACACCCCACAAUCAAGAGGUGUUCCUCAUUAUGGGGUUAUUAUCAACCUUUAUUGGCGGCUGGGGUGGCUUAAAUCAAACUCAGUUGCGUAAACUUUUAGCCUAUUCCUCAAUUGCCCACUUAGGCUGAGUAUUUUUAAUUAUACAAUUCUCUAAGCCUCUUGCAUUAGUAACACUUUUUACUUAUUUUCUGAUAACCUUCUCCGUGUUUACUUUAUCUACUAUAUAUAAAGCUACAACUAUUAACUCCUUAUCCAUCUCUUGAUCUAAAGCACCUGCCCUUACUGCCCUAACCCCUUUAGUUAUCCUAUCCCUCGGAGGACUUCCCCCUCUGACUGGCUUUGGACCAAAGUGGAUGAUUUUGUUUAACCUUUCAAUGGCUGAUCUUAAUAUCCUGGCAGUCCUCGCAGCAUUCUCUUCCCUUAUUAGCUUAUACUUUUACCUCCGAUUAACAUAUGCAUUUACCCUGAUAACCCCUCCAAACAUCACACCUGGCGCAGCCUCUUGACGCUUAAUAAAUUUGCAUCUCACAAUACGCCUAGCUAUCCCAGUAACUUUAACACUGAUACUACUCCCCGUACUACCGAACAUUUUGUCCAUAUUCUUCUAAGAACACCACACGAGGGAUUAUUUUAAUUUAUACUAGGGGCCUUAAAAGACCCCUGUGGGAGUUAAAACCUCCUAACCCUUAUAAGACCUGCAGGUUAUUACCCCACAUCGACUGCGUGCAAAACAGACACUUUAAUUAAGCUAAAGCCUUACUAGACAGGCAGGCCUUUAUCCUACAAGUUCCUAGUUAACAGCUAGGCGCCCAAACCAGCGAGCAUCUGUCUACCUUUCCCCCGCCUUUAAAGGCGGGAAGGCGGGGGAAAGCCCCGGCAGACGUUAACCUGCUUCUUUAGAUUUGCAAUCUAACAUGUAACACCUCAAGGCUUGAUAAGAAGGGGGAUUAAACCCCUGUGUAUGGAGCUACAAUCCACCGCUUACUCAGCCACCUUACCUGUGAUAAUUUCUCGUUGAUUUUUCUCCACCAACCAUAAAGACAUUGGCACCCUUUAUUUAGUAUUUGGUGCUUGAGCUGGUAUAGUAGGUACUGCUCUUAGCCUCCUUAUUCGGACUGAACUCAGUCAACCAGGUGCUCUUCUUGGAGAUGACCAAAUCUACAACGUCACCGUGACUGCCCAUGCUUUCGUAAUAAUCUUUUUUAUAGUAAUACCAAUUAUAAUUGGGGGUUUUGGAAACUGACUUAUUCCUUUAAUAAUUGGUGCCCCUGAUAUAGCAUUUCCUCGUAUAAAUAAUAUAAGCUUCUGACUUUUACCCCCAGCUUUCCUUCUUUUACUUGCAUCCGCAGCUGUGGAAGCUGGAGCUGGUACAGGAUGAACAGUUUACCCCCCCUUAGCCGGCAACCUUGCCCAUGCCGGAGCUUCUGUUGACUUAACUAUUUUUUCUCUUCACCUGGCUGGUGUCUCAUCAAUUCUAGGGGCUAUCAACUUUAUUACCACUAUUAUUAAUAUGAAACCCCCUGCAAUUACACAAUACCAGACCCCUUUAUUUGUAUGAGCCGUUCUAAUUACAGCCGUACUUCUUUUAUUAUCCCUUCCUGUAUUAGCAGCUGGCAUUACCAUACUGCUCACUGACCGGAAUCUAAACACGACUUUCUUUGACCCCGCUGGAGGUGGAGACCCGAUCCUCUACCAACAUCUAUUCUGGUUCUUUGGUCACCCUGAAGUGUACAUUCUUAUCCUCCCCGGGUUCGGCCUUAUCUCACACAUUGUUGCCUAUUAUGCAGGUAAGAAAGAACCCUUUGGGUAUAUAGGAAUAGUUUGAGCAAUAUUAGCCAUCGGUCUUCUUGGAUUCAUUGUCUGAGCCCACCAUAUAUUCACAGUUGGGAUGGAUGUAGAUACCCGAGGUUAUUUUACUUCUGCUACAAUAAUUAUUGCUAUCCCCACAGGCGUGAAGGUGUUCAGCUGACUGGCCACUUUACAUGGCGGUUCAAUUAAAUGAGAGGCCCCUUUACUAUGAGCUCUUGGAUUUAUUUUCUUAUUCACUGUCGGAGGCUUAACAGGGAUCAUUUUAGCAAACUCUUCUUUAGAUAUCGUCCUCCACGACACAUACUAUGUAGUUGCUCACUUCCAUUAUGUCCUCUCCAUAGGGGCUGUAUUUGCAAUUAUAGGAGGUUUUGUGCACUGGUUUCCUCUAUUCACAGGCUACACCCUCCACGGAGGAUGAACUAAAGUACACUUCACAGUUAUAUUUACAGGUGUAAAUCUUACAUUUUUCCCACAACACUUCUUAGGCUUAGCUGGGAUACCACGUCGAUACUCAGACUACCCCGACGCCUACACCCUCUGAAACACAGUCUCCUCAAUUGGCUCACUAGUCUCACUUGUAGCAGUAAUUAUAUUCCUCUUUAUUAUCUGAGAAGCAUUUGCUGCUAAACGAGAAGUACAGUUUAUUCAACUCACAUCUACUAAUGUAGAAUGGCUGCACGGAUGCCCUCCCCCUUAUCACACAUUUGAAGAACCUGCUUUCGUCCGGGCUCUUCCACACAACGAGAAAGGAAGGAAUCGAACCUCCGUAAAAUAGUUUCAAGCCACUUACAUUACCACUAUGAUACUUUCUUAUAUAA
Entelurus aequoreus (snake pipefish) is the source of this 3048-nucleotide messenger RNA. Its product is annotated as NADH-ubiquinone oxidoreductase chain 2-like. Lineage: Eukaryota; Metazoa; Chordata; Actinopteri; Syngnathiformes; Syngnathidae. Gene Ontology annotation, biological process: mitochondrial electron transport, NADH to ubiquinone. The record is from RefSeq and is a predicted model, not a curated record. Gene Ontology annotation, molecular function: NADH dehydrogenase (ubiquinone) activity. The transcript is spliced from 2 exons.